AUGGAGGGCUCCGACGCUCGAGCCAUUAAAGCAGCCAUCCUGAUUCAGGGCUGGUAUCGUCGCUAUGUGGCACGAAUGGAGAUGAGGCGUCGCUACACAUGGAGCAUUUUUCAAUCUAUCGAGUAUUCAGGAGAGCAAGACCAGUUACAGCUGUCCCACUUCUUUACGUUUCUAAUGAACCACUACAUGCAGCCUGGUGAGACAGGCAGUGACUGGCUUUCCCAUCUGUUGACCUCUUCAGGACACACAGGCGACAAUUCAGACACUGAGCAGGAGCUGGGAUAUGAAAGCAUCAAUGUUCCUGAUUCUUACACAGGCCCUCGACUCUCCUUCCCUCUGACAGCUGCAGAUGCCAACGCAUUGCUCAAAGCAUUCAAGCAACAGCAACAACUUCACGGCCGCUACGUGCUCCAGCUCCUGCAUGAAACCAGAAAGAGCCUGAAACAGAGGCCCAACAUCACUCACAUUUCCACGAGUUACUCCAAGGAGAUAACCAUCUGCGGAGAUUUACAUGGAAAACUCGAUGACCUGAUGCUAAUAUUCUACAAGAAUGGUCUCCCCUCCCCAGAGAAACCGUACGUGUUUAAUGGGGACUUUGUGGACAGGGGGAAGAAUUCCCUGGAGGUGAUCAUGAUCCUGUUUGCAUUCCUCUUGGUGUACCCAAACGACAUGCACUUAAACCGAGGGAAUCAUGAGGACCACAUUGUGAACCUGAGAUACGGUUUUACAAAGGAAGUUAUGCAAAAGUACAAGAUGUACGGGAAAAAAAUUCUCCACCUUGUGCAAGAUGUGUUCAGUUGGUUGCCGUUGGCAACAAUAAUUGACUCGAAGGUGCUGGUCGUCCAUGGAGGCAUCUCAGACACAACUGACCUGGAUUUACUGGGGUCAAUAGACAGACACAGGUUUAAAUCUGCACUUAGGCCUCAAGCCAAAGCCUCUGAAAACUUGCAUGAGAAAACUGUGGGGGACCUCUACCUCAAGGCACAAGCUCCGAAGAGGCUGGACAAGAAUGGGAAUGUUGGAGGGAAGCCACCAGAAACUUCCAGCAAUUCCAUUAUUGACCGUUCCUCCUUUCGAAAGCAGAGGUCUGUGACAUCAUCGGCUUCCUCAGUGUACAGCCUCAGCAGGUCGGAUAGUGACCAGGAUGGAGGGAGGGAGGAUGGUGUGCUCCAAAGAGAUUCCAACCAGGAGAGAGUGUUGGAUGGCAGCCACAUAGAGGGGCAUAACUCCACUCCAAUCCUCGAAGUGUCCUGCUUAGACUGUGAAGUGGCUUUCACCAAUGACAUAUCAAGAGAGGAGAUGGAAUGGAAACAGAUUAUAGACAUACUGUGGAGUGACCCAAGGAACCUCACUGGCUGCAUCCCAAACAGCUUCCGAGGAGGGGGCUGUUACUUUGGUCACGACGUGACACAAUGCGUGCUGAAACGGUACGACUUGGAGCUGCUGAUCCGGUCACAUGAGUGCAAACAGGAAGGAUAUGAACUCUGCCACGAUGGAAAGGUCAUCACUAUUUUCUCUGCUUCGAAUUACUACGAAGAGGGCAGUAACCGAGGGGCUUAUGUCAAACUUGGUCCGGAUCUGGUGCCCCGCUUUGUCCAGUACCGAGUUAGUAAAUGUACAAGGAAACUGACUCUUCAGGAGAGGGUAAGUGUAGUUGAAGCAUCAGCCCUGAAGUCCUUGCGUGAGAAGUUUUAUGCACACAAAUCCGAAGUUAUCGAUGCCUUCAAACAAUAUGAUAAAGAUCAGACAGGGAGGAUUUCUACGAGUCAAUGGGCGUUGGCGGUGGAAUCGGUGCUCCAUUUACACUUGCCCUGGCGAACUCUGCGCUCCAGGCUGGUGCGGGUCAAUACUGAGGGCAGUGUGGAUUAUCUCUCCAGCUUUGAAGAUCUCCAAAUUGAGCAGCCCAUGAAAGAGGUUCAACCAAACCUGAUUGAAACUAUGUACAGGCAUCGGGCAGAUCUGGAAAUUAUCUUUGGAAUGAUUGAUAAAGAUCACUCAGGAAUGAUCUCCAUUGAGGAAUUUCGCCAGACCUGGAGAUUGUUCAGUUCCCAUCUGCACAUUGACAUGAACGAUGAGUGUAUCGAUGAUCUGGCUCGGAGUAUUGACUUCAACAAGGACGGCAGCAUAGAUUUCAAUGAGUUUCUAGAGGCUUUCCGAUUGGUGCAGAAGGAUAAUCAAUAA
This is a messenger RNA of Hemiscyllium ocellatum (epaulette shark), 2181 nucleotides long. It is a transcript of the gene ppef1, whose product is annotated as protein phosphatase, EF-hand calcium binding domain 1. Gene Ontology annotation, biological process: detection of stimulus involved in sensory perception. Bases 1 to 2181 code for a protein of 726 amino acids. The transcript is spliced from 16 exons. NCBI's taxonomy places the organism in Eukaryota, Metazoa, Chordata, Chondrichthyes, Orectolobiformes, Hemiscylliidae. Gene Ontology annotation, molecular function: iron ion binding; protein serine/threonine phosphatase activity; calcium ion binding. The record is from RefSeq and is a predicted model, not a curated record. Gene Ontology annotation, cellular component: cytosol; nucleus.